Messenger RNA from Ostrinia furnacalis (Asian corn borer), 1631 nucleotides. RefSeq names its product gustatory and odorant receptor 22. Gene Ontology annotation, cellular component: membrane; dendrite; axon. Lineage: Eukaryota; Metazoa; Arthropoda; Insecta; Lepidoptera; Crambidae. Bases 200 to 1498 code for a protein of 432 amino acids. Gene Ontology annotation, biological process: sensory perception of taste. The transcript is spliced from 9 exons. The record is from RefSeq and is a predicted model, not a curated record.
GCAAAUAACAUUGAAAUGCAAAGAGCGACAUCGUCGUUUGCUUUAAAAUUUAAUGAAAUUUACACUUCUUGUUUACCUGCACGAUAAUGUCUCGAGUCUUGCAUAUUUUAGGAGGUUGACUCGCCCAACGAACGAUUAAUUUUGAGACGCGUCAUUCACACUUCUAAACUUCUAGGUGACGGUACGUACCAAAACUGAAAUGAUACCAGAUCACCUUUUUGAUGAAGGGAUUAACAACACGCUCUACCAAAAUGAUAUGAAGCAAGUGCAGAGUAAUAAACACGUUUAUGAGAGGAAUCAAAGGGAUUAUGAGCAAGAACAGCGUGAUCUGCUCUCGUCGCAAGAUGGAGACACGUGUGAAAUCCACGACCAGUUCUAUCGCGACCACAAGUUGCUGCUGGUGCUGUUCCGCGCUCUCGCCGUCAUGCCUAUCACCAGGUCUAGGCCAGGUACAAUCACCUUCAGUUGGCGCUCUUCAGCCACUGCCUACGCAAUCUGUUUCUACAUCGCUACCACCGUCGUCGUCUUAGUCGUCGGUUACGAACGCAUCUUGAUUCUUCGCUCCAUCAAAAAGUUUGACGACUACAUCUACGCUAUUCUCUUCGUCGUGUUUCUUGUGCCUCAUUUCUGGAUACCUUUUGUUGGAUGGGGAGUGGCUCACCAAGUUGCCAUUUAUAAAACCAAUUGGGGAAAGUUUCAAGUCCGAUACUACAGAGUAACGGGCGAAAACCUUCAAUUCCCCAAUUUGAAGACUGUGAUAGUUAUCAUAAGCAUUGGAUGUCUGCUGUUAGCCAUAGGAUUUCUUCUUAGUCUUUGUGCCCUUCUGGAUGGAUUUCUAUUAAAACACACAGCGGCAUACUACCAUAUCAUAACGAUGAUCAACAUGAACUGCGCUUUGUGGUAUAUAAACUGCAGAGGAAUCAAAAUUGCAUCGCAAAGUCUUUCAGAGUGCUUUCGUAGGGACGUUGGAAUAGAGUGCUCAGCUAAAUUAAUUUCCCGGUAUCGCUACUUGUGGCUAAAUCUCUCCGAACUACUUCAAUUACUAGGAAACGCUUACGCUCGAACUUAUUCUACUUACUGCCUCUUCAUGUUUACAAACAUUACAAUCGCCGUAUACGGAGCGUUGUCGGAGAUAGUGGACCACGGCAUCGGCUUCAGCUUCAAGGAAAUCGGCCUGUUCGUGGACACCGUCUACUGCUCCACACUGCUGUUCAUCUUCGCUGACUGCUCGCACAAUUCUACGCAAAAGGUGGCAGACGGCGUUCAGGAGACUCUUUUGAGUAUAGAUGUUCUAUCUGUAGAUCGGCCAACGCAAAAGGAAAUCGAUCACUUCAUUCAGGCCAUUGAAAUGAACCCAGCUGUGGUGAGCCUUAAAGGUUACGCUAACGUUAACAGGGAGCUACUCACCUCGGCAAUUAGUAUGAUCGCCAUCUACCUCAUAGUCUUACUGCAGUUCAAGAUUUCAUUGCCGAAGGAUCCACAGAUGCCUGCAACAUAAAAAUAUUUUUAAACACACUGUACUCGUGACAAAAAGUGUAGAGAAAAUUUUACAUAUAGAUUAUGAUUAGCGUUUGCAUUAGAAUAAUCAUCAUUCUAUAGAUGAUGAGUAUAAAUUGUUAGCUAAUAAAACA